AUGGUUCUCCAAAAACUUGUAUUCAGUCUUCUGAAAUACUAUUAUUGCAUCAAAUUCACUGCACUAUUAUUUAUCGGAUUUUUGAUAAAAGGAAGAGGAUUGUUUGAGAAGAAACAUAGAGAGAAACCAAGUGUGCUUGAAGGAUGGGACAGCAGAUAUAUCAAACUAAAGAAAGUAAGACUGCAUUAUGUUCAAACCGGAUCAGAUGAUAAACCAUUGAUGCUUUUCAUUCAUGGAUAUCCAGAGUUUUGGUAUUCAUGGAGAUUCCAAUUGAAAGAAUUCGCAAAUAGAUACAGAUGUGUAGCAAUCGAUCAACGUGGCUACAACUUAUCAGACAAACCGAAGCCAGUAGAAAGUUAUGCAGCCGACGAGCUAGUUGGUGAUGUGAGAGAUGUUAUUGAAGGACUCGGAUACAAGAAAGCAGUUGUUGUCGCACAUGAUUGGGGAGGUCUUGUCGCUUGGAAAUUUGCAGAAGCAUACCCCGAAAUGGUAGAUAAACUAAUUUGUUGUAAUAUUCCUAGACCUGGUGCAUUCCGCAGACGACUCCAAAGCAGUUGGUCGCAGUUCAGAAAGAGUUGGUACAUGUUCUUCUUCCAAAAUAAACGGAUCCCGGAACUUCUGAGUACAGCUGAUGACAUGAAAAUGUUGGAAGGAGCUUUUAGAGGAGAGAUGGGCAUUCGGAACAAGAAAAAUUUUACGGAUGAUGAUUUGGAGGCAUGGAAAUACUCAUUCUCCAUGAAUGGAGCUUCGUUCAAAUACCCGAUCAAUUAUUAUAGAAAUAUUUUUAAUAAUAGUUCUGGCUCAUCGAAGGACAUAGUUUUGGAGAUGCCAACACUCAUAAUCUGGGGAACUGCCGAUGGAGCUUUGGACAUUGAAGCCGCUGAAGACAGCCUGAAGACUCUCCGCAACGGAACUAUGAAGAAGGUUCUAGGAGCUUCCCACUGGGUUCAACAAGAUGAACCAGAGCAAGUCAACCAGCAUAUCUCCGAGUUUUUGAGUAAAAACUAG
Messenger RNA from Caenorhabditis remanei, 1008 nucleotides. RefSeq lists its product as uncharacterized. Lineage: Eukaryota; Metazoa; Nematoda; Chromadorea; Rhabditida; Rhabditidae. The record is from RefSeq and is a predicted model, not a curated record. The transcript has 6 exons. Bases 1 to 1008 code for a protein of 335 amino acids. Gene Ontology annotation, molecular function: hydrolase activity.